CAGUCAGUCAAACGUAGACCGUCGAUCUGGGAGGACUGUCCAUAGAUCGAGCGAGGGCCUCGAGCAGAGGCGUGCAAAAGUCCGGGGAGAAAAUAAAAACAGUGUGUCACAUUUUUUUAGGAGAUACCGGAAGAAGAUCGUCGGGACAUAAAUUUUAAUUGGCAAAUAAUAUCCUUGGAUAAAAGCCUGGUAAAUUGAAUAGUUGAACGUGCCUAGUAGUGAGGUGGAAGAAAAAUAGUUUCGUUAAAAAAUAAUCACCGAAUAGUGUAUACAUUGGCAGGAAAUAAAAAAAUAAAAAGUAAAAAAAAACACAAUUCGGUUUCGAAGGGAAAUCUUCGUUGUCGAUGAACUUUGACAGUUUCGUCGUCGUGGCUCAGUUGAUCACGUUCGGAAAACUCAUAAAAGUGCGCUGGAUUUGAAUCUAUAUAUUUUCAAGCAGUUUUGGUGCAUCGUGAAAAAUCAAUACGAUUAUUUGUAUUCAUUUUUUAAAGUCGACUCAGUGUGUUUUAAUAUACGAUUUAUUUUUGUUCCGCGUGACAGUGGAGUUUUCGAAUUCGCGGUAAAAAUCAUACCCGAUGAUAAAUCAGUACCGUACUUGAAGAAAACGUGUACAACAAGUGUGCGAGUUCGCGUUCAUACUUUUUUUUAUUCUCAAAUACGUUGACUUUACAGUGUUUUCUAACAACGACACUUUUAACUACAAAUCCGUACGUUUUUUCGUCGGCUCGUAGUUUUUUGUUUUUCGCUCGAGACGAAAGGUGAAGCGGGUGAAGCACACGCUGUCGUAUACGGUGUGCGUGCCCGUGACGACGUAUGAGGGCCUCAUGGCUACCGGAUUGGUGAAGUGGUGGCGAGCAAGAUUUCUCGCUGGCUACAAGCCCUUUUCUGUCGUCGGUGGGACUGCAGAUGGUAGCGAUUCCGAGGAAUUGUUGGCGUGCGUAGCGCCUCCUUGCAACAGUUCACCCCUUCCGCCUCGAAUCCUCAUCACUCCCGAGCCGAUUUUGCAGAAUGGCGGCAAUCCGAUUCAAACGGGGACCUCAACGACCACAACGCCGCAGACGGCCAACGACGAAACGAACAAUUCGAACAACGUUGGAAAUCCAACGAGGCAACUCAGUUUCGAGGAGUUCGAGUGUGACGUUUCCGUUGCUGAGGGUGACAGACGUCGUCAAGAGUUUUCAUUUACCCUGUACGACUUUGACGGACACGGGAAGAUAACAAAGGACGACAUUGCGGGUCUGGUGACGACGAUUUACGAUACACUCGGUGCCUCGAUUCAAGUACCGCCAUGCGGAAGUAAAACAAUCAAAGUCAAGCUGACCGUUUCACCGGAUCAACGUGGAACGAGUCUUGGGAGUAGUAGCACUCAGCAGCAGCAGCAGCAGCAGCAACAACAAACGAAUAACAACGGCGGCGCUACCGGCGUAACGACUACGGGAACAAAAGCAGCGACGGGGGCUUCGACGACGACAGCUACGGGGACAGCCACGAUAUCAAACGCUUCCGUGAAAACAACGCAUUUACCCGGCGGUAACGUAGCCAAUGGGAUCGCUACUGCCUCCUCUUCCUGCUGUCACGUUAAGCACGUUUCAUCCUGCAGUCAUGGCAAUCACCACUCGAGGAGAGCGCCGAGGAGAAGACGAGCUCUGCGUACUCGUCCUGAGCCUGAACGAGUUGUGGAGUCGCACAGUGACGAGGAUGGCGAUAAUGUUCCAGCUGGUUUAACAAUGGUAAACGGAGCUGCAACGACAACGGGAGUGACGCCGAGUCCAACGAAACAGGAAGAGCUACGACGUAGGGUGGGACCGGUCGCUCACAUGCCAGCGUCACCCUACUCGAAUAGUUCCGAGGGCGAUGUCAGCGACGAGAGCGAUGCCUCACCCACGAUAUCUCCCCUAACACCUCUAGUUACGAAUCAACGAAAGCGUAGCGGGUCGAUGCAGAGGCAACAGCUGCUCGAGAUCAUUCAAGCCAACAUGGAAAAAAAUAAUCUCAGUUUCCACGCAUCUAGGAAACGACAUCAAUCGGAGCAACUGCGAAUCCCUGUACAGAGCCCCUACGUAGUAGAGCCAACGAGUCCUCCGUACAUAGAGGAGAGAUGUAAGCCCAGUUUGUUGAAUCGUCAAGGAACAGCGGCGUAUCACAAGCCGGUCCGAGAGCAUCAUCAUCAUCAUCAUCCGCAUCAGCAUCCAAUAGUCUCGCUCUCGAAAUUGCCGGUCAAAUGCAGAAGCGGUGGCAACGUGAGAAAGCAACGAGGUCACAAUUCGAGUCCUCGUAGCGCCCCGCCACAAUCGUUACGAAAUAAUUUGCAACAGGCAACGAUCGAGGACAACGUCAACAUAAAUUCGUCACCGAUGCGCAACAAUCUCGAACAACAACCGUUGAUCCUAAAUCCAACCGCGAAUAUAAAUAAUCAUAUAAAUAACCAACACAACGAGACGCAUUACGUUCAAUCGCAACAAAGUGGCAAACCUGGAAAAAAGCACCAGCUGAAACACGAGACUCGAGAACAAGAUCAGGCCCGCGCAAUGGCACAAGUUGUCCGCUGGCUCGAACGCGAAUUUUCACAAAAUUCCGCGGUCGCAUCGAGCGCUGGGCGUCGACACGUUCAUAAACACAUUCAUCAUCAUUAUCAUCAUUAUCACGCGGAGGCUCUCGUCUGACGAAUUCGGUAUAUUUAUUUUUACGAGGGAAACAAUAAUGAGCUCCUCGAGAGUGAACGAUAACGCUCUAGUUUGAUUUUUUGCGCCCCCGUUCAUUUCGCCGCUGAGUGCAUUAGACUGACUAUUAAUGGGAGGGGGGAAAUACGAGAAACUAUACGAAUAUAAGGGCCGAGGCAGAGGAGGGACACAGAACCUAUCCUACGCUCUAUAUUAUAAUUAUUAUUAUUAUCAUCAUCAUCAUCAUUAUCAUUAUCAUUAUUAUCGAUAGCAAUAUUGUAAGAAUCCUUUUCUGGAUACUAGAAACAAAAAGACCUGAAAAAUACGAUGUAGAUUAUCGAAGAAUUUUGCCGGGACGGAGAUCUUGACAAUACCGAAACUUUCGUCGUACAGCAUUUCUCGUUUUGAAGCUAUCGUUCGAUUAUUUUUCGUUUGUAUUUAUCGUCUUUACAACGCAAAUCUCAUUUACUCGUGAUGUGUUUCCGUUGCGUGGAGAGAAUAAAGAAUUUUUUUCGGCUUUGUAUAUGAAAACUAUCAAGGAGAGUAAACACGUAGAGAUUGGUGGAUGAAUGGGAAUUUGGACAACAGAAUGAUGUCAAAUCUUCUUGUAAGUAAUGCUUUCGACAAAUUUGUAUAAAAUGGAGACCUCAUUUUCAUCAUAGCUGACAGUAGAAAACAAGAGACGCGGUAGCUACUUGACGCCAAAUAUCGAAAACACCACUUUUUAACGAAUAUCGGUUGAUUUUUGAACAAUACAAUAAAAUUAAUAGCCAUUGCUCUCCAAACUCGUCAGUUUCACAGGCGGAAACGUUUUUUUUUUAUAUUUUUCUCAGUUACCCAGGGACUAUAAAGUUGUAGCAAUGGUCGCUCGAUUCAACGCUCGUAAUGAGAAUCUAUGUUUGUCGAAACUGUUGCUCGAAUUUUUCUUUCCCACGAAACUGCAGAACAAUCGUGACAAUAUUUUUCCAUUGCUCUCCGAGAGGAAGCAAAAUAAUGAAAAAGAAAUAAAAAUGAAUCGAGAGUAUUAAUAAUUAUAUUUAGCGAUAAAAAAUGUAACGACUAAUAAAGGAUAAUAAAAAUUUGUAGGUAACGUAAAUCGACGAGAUGUUGUUGCAAAUCGGAGUCCUGGCUACGUUUGUUACACCAGGACAUGUAAUUUUGUAUCGAAACUUUGUAACCGAUGUAGAUAUUUUUUUGUGUAAUGUUUUUUCUUCUCUUUUUUAUCCAUAUUUAUUAAAACACAUUUUUAUACUA
Molecule: messenger RNA, 3914 nt
Organism: Venturia canescens
Lineage: Eukaryota; Metazoa; Arthropoda; Insecta; Hymenoptera; Ichneumonidae
Gene: nkd
Product: protein naked cuticle homolog
Exons: 5
Coding region: 825-2663 (612 amino acids)
Biological process (GO): negative regulation of Wnt signaling pathway
Cellular component (GO): cytoplasm
Molecular function (GO): calcium ion binding
Source: RefSeq, a predicted model, not a curated record